CUAUGAAACUGACCUAAAACUGAAGACUUUUUAUAACACUCUAACUUGACUCUUAAAGAGAUUACAAAGCAUCUGGGUUAUUAUUGGAAAGCAUUCAGGAUGAAGAGAAAAGAAUUGAGAAUCGUGUUCAUACUGUGCAUCAUAUUGAAAGCUGUAACUGGACAAACCACAUCAAGUGACACAUCUGCAACAUCAAUAAGUUCUUCCGAUGCUUCAACACCGGGAAUUUCAACAAGUGUUGCUGGAAUAUCAGAAACCAGAGCUGUCACAUCUACAGCAUCACCAAGUUCUUCUGAUGCAUCAACACCGGGAAUUUCAACAAGUGUUAUUAGAACAUCAGAGACCAUAGCUGUCACAUCUACAGCAUUACCAAGUUCUUCUGCUGGAACAACUAGAGGAAUGACAAUGGGGAUUUCAACAAGUGUUGCUGAAACAUCAGAAACCAGAGUUGUUAAAUUCUCAGCAUCACCAAGUUUUUCUACUGAAACAACUGCAGGAACGACACUGGAAAAUUCAGCAAGUGUUACAGGAACAUCAGAAUCCUCGGUUGUCCCAUCUACAGCAUCACCAAGUUCUGCUGGAGCAACUGCAAGAAUCACACUGGGAAUUUCAACUAAUGUUAGUCAGACACUUCCUGGAUCAACUUCAGGUACUUCAGUAGGUGUUUUCGGACCAUCAUUGAUUACAACACGCACAUCAGAAAGCUCAACUACAACUGGAUCAACUACAGUUGCAGCAACUGGUGCUGAAUCUGCAACACCCACAUCCGAAAGACCAUCAGCAGGUUCAGUAACUGUAGUUCCUACUGCAUCACCUGCAAUGACUUCAACAAUUGUAGCUACAACAGACAUCACUAGUGUUUCAGCUAACACUGGCACUACCACAACUGCUGCCUUCGGAACAUCAUCUAUCCUGGGCACAUUAACACAAGUUACAUCACAGCCACCAUCAGCUUCUCCUUCAGGACCAACAUCAGCUUUCACACUAGAAAAAACAACUGGUGUUACAUCACAGCCACCGUCAGAUUCUCCUUCAGGAUCAGCAUCGGCUUUCACACUGGAAAAAACAACAGGUGCUACAUCACAGCCACCAUUAGCUUCUCCUUCAGGAUCAGCAUCAGCUUUCACACUGGAAAAAACAACUGGCAUUCCAUCACAGCCACCAUCAUCUUCUCCUUCAGGAUCAACUUCAGCUGUCACACUGGAAAAAACAACUGGCAUUCCAUCACAGCCACCAUCAUCUUCUCCUUCAGGAUCAACUUCAGCUGUCACACUGGAAAAAACAACUGGUGCUACAUCACAGCCACCAUCAACUUCUCCUUCAGGAUCAACUUCAGCUUUCACACUGGAAAAAACAACUGGUGCUACAUCACAGCCACCAUCCGCUUCUCCUUCAGGAUCAACUUCAGCUGUCACACUGAAAAAAACAACAGGUGUUACAUCACAGCCACCAUCAACUUCUCCUUCAGCAUCAACUUCAGCUUUCACACUCGAAAAAACAACUGGUGCUACAUCACAGCCACCAUCAGCUUCUCCUUCAGGAUCAACUUCAGCUGUCACACUGGAAAAAACAACUGGUGCUACAUCACAGCCACCAUCAGCUUCUCCUUCAGGAUCAGCAUCAGCUGUCACACUGGAAAAAACAACUGGUGCUACAUCACAGCCACCAUCAACUUCUCCUUCAGCAUCAACUUCAGCUUUCACACUGGAAAAAACAACUGGUGCUACAUCACAGCCACCAUCAGCUUCUCCUUCAGCAUCACCUUCAGCUUUCACACUGGAAAAAACAACUGGUGCUACAUCACAGCCAUCAUCAGCUGCUCCUUCAGGAUCAACUUCAGCUGUCACACUGGAAAAAACAACCGGUGCUACAUCACAGCCACCAUCAGCUUCUCCUUCAGCAUCAACUUCAGCUUUCACACUGGAAAAAACAACAGGUGUUAGAUCACAGCCACCAUCAGCUUCUCCUUCAGGAUCAAUUUCAGCUUUCACACUGGAAAAAACAACUGGUGUUACAUCACAGCUACCAUCAACUUCUCCUUCAGGAUCAACUUCAGCUUUCACACUGGUAAAAACAACUGGUGCUACAUCACAGCCAUCAUCAGCUUCUCCUUCAGCAUCAACUUCAGCUUUCACACUGGAAAAAACAACUGGUGUUACAUCACAGCCACCAUCAACUUCUCCUUCAGGAUCAACUUCAGCUUUCACACUGGUAAAAACAACUGGUGCUACAUCACAGCCAUCAUCAGCUUCUCCUUCAGCAUCAACUUCAGCUUUCACACUGGAAAAAACAACUGGUGUUACAUCACAGCCACCAUCAACUUCUCCUUCAGGAUCAACUUCAGCUUUCACACUGGAAAAAACAACUGGUGCUACAUCACAGCCACCAUCAACUUCUCCUUCUGGAUCAACUUCCAUGUUCACACUGGUAAAAACAACAGGUGUUACAUCACAGCCACCAUCAACUUCUCCUUCAGUAUUAGCUACAGCUAACAUCAGAACCACCACUGCAGGUGGUUCAUCAGAAUCACCAUUGAGUUCUACUUCAGGAACAAUUCCUAAAAUCACAACGCAAACACCAACUUCAGGCAACACACAGCAAACACCAGUAACCACAGCUCCAAGUACUCCUUCCACAAUAACUACAGCAACAGUUGUGACACGAAACAUUAGCAUUGUCUCUAAUGCAGUGUUUACUAAUGACCUAUUAGACUCGUCUUCAACUGCCUUCAUUUCCAGAGUAAACCUUACCAUUACUGAGCUUGAACCAGUCUUAAAGGGGAACUUUACCAGCUUCAUAAAGAUAACUGUGGUUGGGUUCAGGUCUGGAUCAGUCAUCACAGAUAUGAACAUAGAGUUCAACAAUACUGCUCCCAGUGUUGAUAUUAUCAUUACCAGUCUACUGAAUGCAGUUACGAAUUUAAACAUAACAAAUGUUUUUGCAACUAAUACUACUCUGACUACUACUGCUACAACACCAAUUUCAACAACAACUUCUAUUACUACUGCAGUCAAUACCACCACCACCACCUCCCCAACAACAACAACAGCACCAACAACAACAGCACCAAACACAACAACACCAACAAUGACAACAACAGCACCAAACACAACAGCACCAACAAUGACAACAACAACAGCACCAACAACAACAGCACCAAACACAACAGCACCAACAACAACAACAGCACCAAACACAACAGCACCAACAACGACAACAGCACCAAACACAACAGCACCAAACACAACAGCACCAACAACGACAACAACAACAGCACCAAACACAACAGCACCAACAACGACAACAACAGCACCAAACACAACAGCACCAACAACGACAACAGCACCAAACACAACAGCACCAACAACGACAACAACAACAGCACCAAACACAACAGCACCAACAACGACAACAACAGCACCAAACACAACAGCACCAACAACGACAACAACAACAGCACCAACAACAACGGCACCAACAAAAACAACAACAACGACAGCAGCAAUGACAACAGCAACAGCAACAGCAACAACGACAACAACAACAGCACCAAACACAACAGCACCAAACACAACAGCAUCAGCAACGACAACAGCACCAACAGUGACAACGACGACAGCAGCACCAACAACAACAACAGCACCAACAACGACAACAACUACAACAGCACCAAAAACAACAGCACCAACAAUGACAACAACAACAACAGCAGCACCACCAACAACAACAACAGCACCAACAACGACAACAACAACAGCACCAAAAACAACAGCACCAACAACGACAACAACAACAACGACAGCAGCAACAACAACAACAGCAGCAACGACAACGACGACAACAACAAUGACGACGACAACAACAACAGAAGCUGUAACAAUUCGUCCACAGCCAACUAUCGACCUGGGUGUUGGUCUCAAGGUUGCUUUUAUUGCCGCAUAUAGUGAUCCUCAGAGUAAGGAAUUCAAAGAAUUGGCUUCACUUGUGACUGAAAAGUUGGAUCAAGUCUAUAAAAAACUCUUUGGCCCUCUCUUCCUCCGCACCAUCGUCAAAGCCUUCAAAGCUCAGCCAAUACGUGCUGAUCAAAAUACGGAAGCAGAGGUGUCGCUUGUAUUCAACGAUAGCUCCACAGAUCCCAUCCCAUCCGGACAACAACUAGCAACUGGACUGAAAGCUGCUAUAGAAAGUGACCCUACUUUGAGUCAGCAAUUUGAUGCCACUGCAAUUACUGUCAUCAGUGAGCCAGUCCAGGUCGGUGUGCUUUUCGAAACAAAUGGCACUUUUACAGAUGCUCUCUCAAUUACUAGUUCAGGGUCAUUUACAAGCAGAACACUCAUGAUUAAAAACGGACUUAACCCUUUUUUCACUGAAGACUUUCCAAAUUUAUUUAGCCUCUUAACCAUGACAAAAUACAGCAAUGGAACGUUUAAUGCACCUGGUAAUUCAAUUCUGAACACCAUGGAUUUGGCUUUUAACAGCACUGGAAAUCCCAACAUCAGCCAAAUUGCUGUAACUAUGUUUCGAGCAGCCAGAAAUGGCACCCUUCCUUUCGAGAUUUUUGUCAAGAAUAUCACGGUGAAUGGCACAAUAUUUUCUUCGAGCAAUGUCAGCAGCAAGAUCAGUGUGCUCAUGGCGUGCUUCAUGGUGGCUGUGUCACUUCAGUUCACACGGUCCAGCUGAUGCUAAACAAGAUCCUCCUCUCGGAAUGAGAACCAACACCAAGUUUGACGAUCCUGUUCAGUUAAUGAAUCAGGCUAAUACGUAGAGCUAAGAUUUUAAAUAAUGUGCAUGCUUAACAAAUACAAUAGGGAGAGCAUUAUAAGAAUCUGCACGAGCCAAACUGUAUGAAUGUAUGAAGGAUAGGGUUUGGUCAGCACUUGUAGCUUUAAUUAUUUUGAAUGGGCAUGUUGUAAAUGAUUCUUUGUAUUUGUUUGUAAAUCUUUAGUGAAGGAAUUUUAUUUAUCACAUGGAAACUUGACAAGCUAAUAUGACAAAGGCACUGAGGUUACAUGUUGUGUAUUAUACAUCUAUUAUGUUACCAUUAUUAAGUACAGUAUAUUUGCACAGAAAUGCACAUGCAAAAACAUUAUCUAUUAAACAAGCUUUGAUGAUGCAUGUGGCAUUAAAUGCAUGCUUUGGCUUUGGCUUUGGCUUAAAAUACUUUCAUGUGUCUAAGAGAAGUAUUACGAGUUUCUGCAAAUGAUUACUUACAAUAUAAUCUAGAUAAUGUUGUCUUAAAUUAUGUUUUAGUCAAAAAUUAAGUAAGGAUGAAGUAAUAAUAAAUGAACUGUUGCUUGUAAAACAAGGUUUUAAUGAUUAGUUUUAAUAUCUGUCUAUCAGUACAUAACCUGACAUUAUUUCCCCAAACUACAGUCAUUUUAAUAUGGCAAGCAAUGAAGGAGAACAAAUAUUAUUAUUAAUACUUGAAAUUUCAUAAACUGGUACAGUUUACAAAACUUCCAUUCUUCUGUAAUGUGUUUAUCACUCUGUAUAUAUGUGUUUAUUGCAGUGGGUAUCUAGGUUCUUCUAUAUUUUCUGUAUUUAUUUAAAAAAAAAAAUAUAUAUAUAUAUAUAUAUAUAUUCCUGCUGUAUUGUGCAUACAUAGA
This is a messenger RNA of Hemibagrus wyckioides, 5606 nucleotides long. Its product is annotated as mucin-2-like. The record is from RefSeq and is a predicted model, not a curated record. NCBI's taxonomy places the organism in Eukaryota, Metazoa, Chordata, Actinopteri, Siluriformes, Bagridae. The transcript has 15 exons. The coding region runs from base 100 to 4680 and encodes 1526 amino acids.